AUGCCCGAAGACGGCCAGGACGACAAGACGACUUCGCUGUCGCUCCUCCUCCCAGACAGCCCCACCAUCACCAAGAGCGAGCCCAGCGAGGCCAGCCCGUCAUCGGAGUCGCAAGCCAGCACCAACAUCGACGACAGCCAAGUCGCUACCGAACUUAUUCGCAUUUCCCGCUCGUUCGAAGAUGCCAUGAGAAAUGGCCCUCCCGCCUUCCUUACCAGCCUCAGCGAACGCCACGUCUCACCGGACUUCACAGCCCGUCUGGACACGGCAAGCAUACCUUCUUGGAGCGUGUACUGUGCUGUCAUGGCAAGAUGGAUUGCAGCCAAUCCGGGAUAUCAAAAUACGAUUACUGCGGCUACAGCAGACAUCUCAGACGAUGGCAGGGAUGCUACAGUGUACUUCCUCAUGGAAGCUGUUGGAUGGCCCGUGGAGCUCAAGAGGAUGGUUGUCAGUGUUUUGAAAUGGAAGAAGAGGAGAAGGAGGUGGCUUUGCUAUGAGAAUAUCACCAUGAGAGGCUGUGAUACUUUCGAUAUUGGAGGUGGGUGA
Zasmidium cellare ATCC 36951 is the source of this 546-nucleotide messenger RNA. RefSeq lists its product as uncharacterized. The record is from RefSeq and is a predicted model, not a curated record. Lineage: Eukaryota; Fungi; Ascomycota; Dothideomycetes; Mycosphaerellales; Mycosphaerellaceae. The transcript has a single exon. The coding region runs from base 1 to 546 and encodes 181 amino acids.